This is a messenger RNA of Fusarium coffeatum, 1551 nucleotides long. RefSeq lists its product as uncharacterized. NCBI's taxonomy places the organism in Eukaryota, Fungi, Ascomycota, Sordariomycetes, Hypocreales, Nectriaceae. Bases 1 to 1551 code for a protein of 516 amino acids. The record is from RefSeq and is a predicted model, not a curated record. The transcript has 2 exons.
AUGGAACAAUUUCGCAGGUCAAAAGUCCCCGAGUGGUCAUCUCUACCGUCAGAGAUCCGAAAUGCGAUUCUGGACACAAUAGUCGAUCUACGGCUCCCAGGCUGGUCGGCUCUCGCCUCUGUGUCUAAAGAAUGGCAAAGCGUCAUCGGAGCAAGUAAUCUGGCCAAGUUGAAACUUCGAAAAGAAUCCUGCUUUAACGGCUUAAAGACGAUUGUUCAACAGAGACACCUCGUAAAGCAUAUCUACCUCAGCAUCGAGCUACAGAGUUAUUCAUGUCAUGGUUGCACAAGCUCUCCUCGGCCUAAACACGAAGACUACGACCAUAUCAUAGGUCAGGCGAUCGAUACAGUUACAUCUAUCCUUAGCACUUGGGAGACAGAAGGUCCUUUGACUUUGGACCUUAACGCAAGGUCGCCUAGUGAUACGAAUUACUGGGCUAAAAACUUUCGCUUCGACGACGAUCACGAUGCAGACGCACCUAUUCCAGAAACUGGUUGGCAUGAUCCUAUUCACGGUUGGCAGAAGGGUGUUCAGACGGACCCUCCUGAGUUCUCUGAACUGCAGCAAUUGUUCAUGCCUGUUGUCCUAGGACGCCCUGCAGAAAAUCCUCCCCCCAUCACCGCAGUGACCUGCCUGGUGAUCCGUCGCCAAUUUCGCCGUUACUUUGUACCCAGCAGUCUGGAUCCGCUCUUGGGGCGAUUUCAUCGCCUGACCGAUCUGAUCUACGAGCCAUGGCCCCUUCUUUAUACCCACGUUCACCCCGGCUACUUGAUGGAUACCAGGUACUUCAAACGUGACACAGAAGAAGUCGUAGUAUAUAUCAGAGUGGUGGGCAUGCCGUUCCCUAUCACGCUCAAACGGCUGGUCAUAUUCAGAGACGACAAUGACUUUCUACAAGCGGCAAACUUCCCACAAGAUUCAGAAGUUCAGCAAGAAGCUCAGCAUCACAUCCAGUGGCGGCAGGAUCGACAGGAUAGUGGAGUUCUGUUCGUUGACAAUGAGGUCAAGGAUAGUCGAGGCCUAGCCCAGAUAAGCUUGAAACUCGAGGAGCUGUCAGCCUCGUUUGUUGUCGAUGCAGAGGAUUUCUUCGAGUUCUGCGUCAAAGAUCGGACGUGGGAUCAUCUACGUUCCCUGGCUCUUACUUCACGUUCUCUAGAUGUUGGGAAUGCUGAUCAACACGACAGCGAUGCUCUAUUGCUCGACAUGUCGACACUUGUACUCCGGAUGCCUCUUUUAAAGACCUUUGUACUCUGGCAUGGGCGUCAAGGCGGUGCAGGUGCAUUCAUUUAUAACAGAACUGAGAAGUACGCACAUAUGGUAUGGCGGGGGACUCAGCAGUUGGACUUUAGCCCAGAAGUCCUAGAAGCGUGGAGCAAUGUUGCCAAGUUCCAUUCAUUAGAGCUAAGAGUCAGGCAUGAGAGUAUCAAAGAAAAGAUUCGGUGUCGUGGGGAUGCUAUACAUUACCUUGGCUUGCCCUGUCAGGUCAUUCAACCCACCUCGCUUUGGCAGGUCCGAAUGGAGGAAACUGCAUCCAGGGGCACUCGGUCAUGA